AUGGCAACUGGCAAAUAUAAUCUGUGUGGGGAAGAAGAGCGAGGAAGAACCACAAUCGACAAAUGGUUUCUGGUAACCGAGGCUAAUGCCUUACCUGGCUCCAAGCCUGCGCGUGAAGGGAGCUCGCGGCGCAAGAUCGGGCACGAGCUGUGCAGAUCUAGCUACGUGAGGCAGAAGUUGAGUAAUUUUGCACAAAUUGUUCCUACGCGCCGUGCACAACUCAUCACCGGGAACCCUUUAACGAUCUCUCAGAGCGGUCUCGCCUCAGACGAACGUACGUCUGUCCUGACCCCAUACCUAAAUUUUCAGGUGCAUAGUGUGAGUACGAUAUUUAACUGUCCUCACUCCCACCUGCUCUUCACGGAUGCAGGUUCUCAAUUGGGCCUAUUCGGAGUUGGUGUUGUAGUAGGGUUUUCAUGUGUUUUCAGUUUUUCGUUGCCGCUGUUCAGCCCAACAAAAAGCAUCAAGUACUCUUCCCAUAAUUGCUUCAUUCAUAUCGCUUAUCCUAUCGAGAUAGUGAUGAUGAUAUUGUCGCUGAAGGUGCCUCAAUUGUUCAUGGAGAACCUCCCCAAAGAUGAAAGUGGGCCUCCUAAAGUAGAUACUAAAGUAGAAGUUCUCCAUGAGAAUGUGACUAAGCAAAUUAUCAAGGAAGGCCAUGGUCAGAAGCCAUCAAAAUAUUCUACUUGCUUCUUGCAUUACAGGGCAUGGACUGAAAGCACCCAACACAAGUUUGAAGAUACAUGGCGUGAACAACAACUGCUUGAGCUUAUCCUAGGAAAAGAGAAAAAAGAAAUGACUGGGAUGGCAAUUGGCAUUUCCUGUAUGAAAUCUGGUGAACGUGCCUUGCUGCAUGUUGGCUGGGAACUAGGCUAUGGAAAAGAAGGAAGCUUCUCUUUUCCAAAUGUGCCUCCAAUGGCGGACAUCGUGUAUGAAGUUGAAUUGAUUGGUUUUGAUGAGACCAAAGAAGGGAAAGCACGAGGUGACAUGACGGUGGAGGAAAGAAUUGGUGCAGCUGAUAGAAGAAAGAUGGACGGCAAUGCAUUGUUCAAUGAGGAUAAAUUGGAGGAGGCAAUGCAACAAUAUGAAAUGGUAAAGAAAGCACUCUUAUCUUUUGUCUACCCAUUUGGCAUGUAUAAGGGGUGACAUGUCUUGUAAAUCUGCAAACUGCAAUCAUUACAAAGUUUUCAGUUCUUCCUUGGAUCAAGCAAAAUAAAUUAGGCAUUUAAAUGAGAACAUAACAUGCAAAUGGUUGAGGAACUGGGAAGUUUGCAUAAGCAAAUUUCUUCAUCAUGUGAAAAAUGUUGCAAAGAAUAACCGAAAAAUGCUUGGUUAUAUAUUACUGCUAAAAGAUUAAAUAUCCUAAGCCGUCUGCUUAUUUAAUCCAUUAUUUUUAUUUCUUGUUCUCGAUUCUAUGACUUAUUACUAGAUAUUGUUUGUAAUGCCAUAUUCAGCUGCCA
Molecule: messenger RNA, 1457 nt
Organism: Striga asiatica
Lineage: Eukaryota; Viridiplantae; Streptophyta; Magnoliopsida; Lamiales; Orobanchaceae
Source: the annotation of a GenBank genome assembly